CUUAGGCCGGGCAUAACUCUAGCCUCGCGCUGAUUGGUUGCUAGGGAGGCCGAAUACGUAACCUCGACGAAACUCGACUUCCUGCCGAAGGAGUGCAAGUGUGUGAGAGAGUGCGCAUGUGCUGAAGAGUUCAUUCUAUUGGAGACGACUCGGACGUACUGACGCAGAACGUCAAGGAAACUGCUAGCAGGGAGAAGAGGAGCGCUGCUGUGGGUCCUGCAUUUGAAGCCACAAGAUGAGUAAAGCGCACCCGCCAGAGUUGAAAAAAUUUAUGGACAAGAAGUUGUCAUUGAAAUUAAAUGGUGGCCGACAUGUCCAAGGAAUAUUAAGAGGGUUUGAUCCAUUUAUGAAUCUUGUAAUAGAUGAAUGUGUGGAAAUGGCACCAGGUGGACAGCAGAACAACAUUAGCAUGGUGGUAAUUCGAGGAAACAGCAUCAUCAUGUUGGAAGCCUUGGAACGAGUGUAAAUUAACAGUGCAGCCUGCAGUGCAUUUUUUAAAAAUUGUUAUGGAUUCUCCAGGAAAUGUAUAUUCCUUGUUGGUUUUUUAAAAUAAAUUGUUAAAAUGGAUUAUUUAUUUGGAA
Heteronotia binoei (common prickly gecko) is the source of this 581-nucleotide messenger RNA. RefSeq names its product small nuclear ribonucleoprotein polypeptide G (gene SNRPG). Gene Ontology annotation, cellular component: catalytic step 2 spliceosome; U12-type spliceosomal complex; U4 snRNP. Gene Ontology annotation, molecular function: RNA binding. Bases 236 to 466 code for a protein of 76 amino acids. NCBI's taxonomy places the organism in Eukaryota, Metazoa, Chordata, Lepidosauria, Squamata, Gekkonidae. The record is from RefSeq and is a predicted model, not a curated record. The transcript is spliced from 4 exons. Gene Ontology annotation, biological process: mRNA splicing, via spliceosome; spliceosomal snRNP assembly.